This is a messenger RNA of Botrytis porri, 1384 nucleotides long. RefSeq lists its product as uncharacterized. The coding region runs from base 1 to 1371 and encodes 456 amino acids. The record is from RefSeq and is a predicted model, not a curated record. Lineage: Eukaryota; Fungi; Ascomycota; Leotiomycetes; Helotiales; Sclerotiniaceae. The transcript is spliced from 5 exons.
AUGCCUCCGUUCAGCUAUGCUAGCUUACCUCAGCUUGAUUCGAGCACUAUUCGCCUCCUUUCUCUCAUGCCCAAUAGAGACGAAACCGCUGCUCUACAAGGCCAACUUCACAACUAUUCUCUCCAAGAGUCGGACAAGGAAGCCCAUUUAUACGGAGCUUUGUCGUACUGUAUCUAUAUAAAUGGGAAUUCCCUCCCCAUCACAGCGAAUCUGCAUGCAGCCUUGCUACAUCUUCGAAAUCACACCCUUGAUCGAGUCACAUGGGUAGAUGCUCUCUGCAUCAAUCAGCCAGAUGAUCAAGAGAAAGUGAUAUGGCUCUCAAUACGAGUUGCAGCAGAUGAUGAGAACGAAAAGCCAGAAAUUCGUUGGCCAGCAAAAGGAAUCAAGAGUCAAUCCUCAAAUUGCUUAAAAUACCAUGAUUUCAGCGCAUCUGGGUGUGUUCUCCAGGAGGUCGGCUUGGCUCGAACUAUCCUAAUUAUCUGUGGUGCAGUGGAGGUAAACGGGUAUACGUUCUGCUCGGGUGUUAGCAAACUGGAAAGUUUACUCGAAGAUUAUUCGGAUUUACAAAGUUUGAUCUGUCCAACGAUUUGCUUGAUAAGAGGAUCAAUUUUCCGUCCAAAGUAUAUCUCAAGUCCACUAGGCGAUCUCUCUCUAGGUGAGCUGAUCGAUAUGUAUCACAACCACAAGGCCACAGCACAUCACGACAAGGUGUAUGCCUUAUUUGGCAUGUGCUCUGAUAAUUUGAUCUCGACUGGAUUAUUACCCGAUUACACGAUUCCAUGGGAGAUACUUCUUCGACGGCUUGUCAAUUUCAUCCUUCACCAAAGUAUGUCGUCUAGAGAGGCUUGGGAUGAUAGGGAAGCGGCGGUAAUCAAGAAUAGUGGUUAUGUUCUAGGGCAUGUUUCCUCGAUAAGGAAUGGCAUAAAUCGAUAUCCUGGACAGUACAUAGAAUACUACAAGAAUUAUGGGGCACAUUGGACACUCCAAGCUUCUGCAGAAUCCAUUCGAAAAAAAAAUGAUAUUGUUUGCCUUCUAGAAGGAGCUUCAAAGCCAACUGUUAUUAGAGCAUUUGAACACCAUUUUGGUAUCAUCAUGAUUACAGUCAAUCCACGCCAACAAACACAUAAACAUCGCCCGUUUCAAUUGUUUAUGUCUUCGAUACCUGAUCACUCACAUGAAUUUCUACUUGUGUGGCAAUGGGGAUUGAUUCCGGGACAGCAUUCUUCGUCACUUCAAUUGUCACAAAUGGAGAUCAAUUCUGUAGUUCCGGACUAUCUGAAGACCAAUACGAUCAAAGCAAUGAGAUCAUUCGAAGUGGCAAUGAUUCUAAAAGACACUGGGGACCUUCUUGUGGCAGAAGCUAAGCUUUAAAAAGAUAUCGAAA